Molecule: messenger RNA, 6583 nt
Organism: Carya illinoinensis
Lineage: Eukaryota; Viridiplantae; Streptophyta; Magnoliopsida; Fagales; Juglandaceae
Exons: 9
Coding region: 784-5910 (1708 amino acids)
Source: RefSeq, a predicted model, not a curated record
GGUGUUGUGAAAGAAAUUUUUUGAAUAUCUGAUCAAGUUGGGAUGGAGAACAGUGGAGAAGCAGUAGAUGAUCAGGGCUCGGGAUGGUUCCAAGUGAAAAAGGUGUUCUUUUGUAUUCAAUUUAUUCCAUGAAUGUCAUCAGCAUAAUUCUGAUUUGGCGUUUUCUUUAUUUUUUUUAUUUUUUAUUUUUUAAUAAUUUUCUUCCCUUGUAAAAAAUAUAUAUUUAGCUGUUGUUUGGUUUUCUUAGAAAGCUGGGGGAAAGGAAAAGGAAACAGAAAGAUGAGAUUUCUUAAGGCGUGCAUAUGGUUGAAUAAAUUUAUUUUUUAGCUAGUUUUUUAUGCGAAAUUAUAAUUUUGAUGUACUUUUUCUUUCAAGCAUUGUCCCGGUAACUACCGCAGAUUUCAUUAACCAAAUCAGUGUGAAUGAUUGCGCUUGAUAGUUAUGAAAGUUGGGAAAACACCUCAAGCCAAAUUAGCGAGUGGGACUUGGAUACGAAAGUGGUGACUUCCGCUCGUAACUACGAAUUGCUCAAUUGCAUCUCAAAUUUUUAUUUAUCUGUUGGGCUUUUCGUUUUCAUUUUUAGUGUAAACUUUUUUUUAUAAGUAUUUUUGGUGUGAGAUUUUUAGUUAUGCAUUGAUUUAUUUGAGCUUGAAGCCCUUGACAUUGUCUACGUCAUAGAGGAACAAAAAUGGCCCGGAUGUGAUUUCUUCCUCUACAAAACAGAGGGUUUUGCAAAUGUGGCUUACCCUAAAUAUAGGAGUCUAACUCGAAAUAGAUUGUUGUAUGCACGGAACACAAUCAAACAAUCUUUUUAACCUUGCCGGCAAUGUGUUUGACUCGACUUGUAUUUCCAAGAAGCAUAGAAGUAGUUCAAAGUUCUCUCUACAGAGUUGGGUUGGGGGAUUCUCGGGAAAGAAUGCUUCGGAUUUUUUGCAUACUCAGCCCUUAUUGAAUGAAAAUAAUGGAAAUUCGAGAGGUAAGCGCAGAUCCCAGCUUCCCAAGGCAGGGAGAAAUAAUGCUAUAGGUAGCCAAAGUAGUGUUAUAAAUUCUAUUCCUGUCCUGGAUGAAGACAAAAAAGGCGUUCUCUUUCUUGACAAAUGUGUAGUCCAACAAGAUAAUGAGUCUCCCAAUUUGCUUCCAUCGCCUGUUGCAAAUUUGAAUGGCGGAACUGGAGAUAUUGAGAAAACUAUUCAAAAAGACAAGCUUGAUGUUGUUCACAAAAUCAAGUGGGGUGAUCUAGAGGAUGAUGCUUUACUCCUGCAUCAUGAAAACACCGAUGGAGCAGGUAUAAAGUUUGGUGAUAUUGGAAGUCAUAACCUGGAUGCCUGUAGGAAGAAUGUGAAUAAUAAUUAUUUGGUUUCCUCUGUUGCUUCUUGUGCUAACCCCCAACACAACAACUUGGUGGCAACUGCAGAUGCAGAUAUAUGUGGAAAUGAGGUUUCUGAAAAGAACUGUAUAUCUGUAGAAGAUGCAGAAGUACCGAUUGGGAAUGAUCAAAAGCUUGAUCCAAAUGAUGAAGUAUCGAACUGCAAGGAUAUACACACUGAAGACGUGAAAUCUGUAAAUGGUGAUCUUUCUAGUACUGGAUUUUCAUGUGCUGAAGCGGUGGGUAUAGAGUUCAAACUUCAGGCACCUGACAUUACACCUGACGCAGAUGACACAGAUAGUUCUGAAAUACCGGUGACAAGCGGUGGUUCAAGCACAGCAGCGAUUGACCAAAAUGUUGAGUUAUUUCCCCCCAAAAAGAGUGGAUCUGAAAUAUCAGGAGACUCUACUGUCACAGACCCUAUUGAAGAUCAAGGGGCUCCAUCGGAAGAUACAAUACAUGAUGAUAGUUCAAGCAUUCAGAUUGGGAAUUCCCUUGGAGAAGGUCAAACAGGUGAAAGCAAAGAGAGGUUUAGGCAGCGACUUUGGUGCUUUCUCUUUGAGAAUCUUAAUAGGGCUGUAGAUGAACUUUAUCUUCUGUGUGAACUAGAAUGUGAUGUAGAACAGAUGAAAGAGGCCAUUCUUGUUCUUGAAGAGGCUGCAUCUGAUUUUAAAGAACUAAAUGCUAGAGUGGAGGAGUUUGAGAAUGUGAAGAGGUCCUCUCCUCAGCUAAUUGAUGGGGCACCGAUCACAUUGAAGAGUGACCAUCGCAGGCCACACGCCCUUUCAUGGGAGGUACGAAGAAUGACUACUUCAACACACAAAGCAGAGAUAUUGUCAUCAUCUCUUGAGGCUUUUAAGAAAAUUCAAAAAGAAAGAGCUAGUAUGUGUACGUCUAAUGAUGCAAAAAUCCUGGGGUCUGAGUGUUAUUUUCAGUCUGGUGAUAAUCUGAAUAAAUCAUCUGAGAAAACUGAUGCAACAUCCAAUGCUAAAGAUUCGCAAAUAAAGUCAAGAAGACAGAGUGCAAGUACAGAUUUCAUUCAAGGAAAUAUUACUGGGGAAAAGCGGAAUAUUGAGUCAGGCAGGUCUUGCAAAGUAAACUUAGUACAAAAUGGACGUGUCCCUCCCCAUAACUCAUCCUUUUCCGAAUUUAGUUCCUCUAGACCUCCUCCUAGGGAUAUUUCUGCUGCUUUUACUGCUGGAAAGAGUAAGAGAGAACAACCUGGAUCUGAUGCAGAUAGGUUGCUUUCUAAAAAAGAAAAAUUUUUGGCAGAAAGUGGUGUUGAAAAAAAUUCCAAAUCUACAGAUCAAUUUAAGAGACAAAUUCCUCUUUCAGAGAAAGAAAAGGAGAAGGAAAGGAGGAAUGCAGCUCCUUGGAAAUCCAUGGAUGCUUGGAAAGAGAAAAGGAACUGGGAGGAAAUACUUUCAUCUCCUUUCCGUGUCUCUACACGUGUAUCACAUUCUCCUGGUAUGAGCAGGAAAAGUGCGGAGCGUGCACGUAUAUUGCGGGAUAAACUAAUGUCUCCUGAGAAGAAGAAGAAGAAAGCUGCUAUCGAUCUGAAAAAAGAAGCAGAAGAAAAGCAUGCCCGGGCAAUGAGAAUUAGAAGUGAGCUGGAGAAUGAGAGAGUUCAAAAACUUCAGCGUAACUCAGAAAAAUUAAAUCGGGUAAAUGAAUGGCAAGCUGUUCGCAAUAUGAAGUUAAGAGAGGGAAUGUAUGCUCGCCAACAACGUGGUGAAUCUCGGCAUGAAGCUUUUCUAGCUCAAGUUGUGAAGAGAGCUGGUGAUGAAAGCAGUAAAGUUAACGAGGUUCGUUUUAUUACUUCCUUAAAUGAAGAAAACAAAAAGCUUAUAUUGCGCCAGAAACUUCAUGAUUCAGAGUUGAGGAGAGCUGAAAAACUUCAAGUUAUAAAAACUAAACAAAAAGAGGAUAUGGCUAGAGAAGAGGCUGUGUUAGAACGCAGGAAACUCAUUGAAGCUGAGAAAUUACAACGCCUUGCUGAAACACAGCGGAAGAAAGAAGAGGCUCAAAUUAGAAGAGAAGAGGAGCGCAAAGCAUCCAGUGCAGCACGUGAAGCAAGGGCCAUGGAACAACUUCGGAGGAAGGAGGAAAGAGUGAAAGCCCAGCAAGAGGAAGCUGAACUUCUGGCGCAGAAACUAGCAGAGCGACUUAGUGAAAGUGAACAACGUCGCAAGUUUUACCUGGAGCAAAUCCGAGAGAGAGCUUCUAUGGAUUUCAGGGAUCAACCUUCACCUUUGUCGCGCCGAUCUGUAAUCAAGGAUGGGCUGGGUAGAGUUAAUGAAGACUAUCAAGCAAACAUCAUUACAGGCUUAGGAGGUUCUGCUCUUGCAAUGGGAAAUGUUACAAUGCAACAUUCUUUGAAGCGAAGAAUUAAAAGAAUUAGACAAAGGCUUAUGGCUCUUAAAUAUGAAUUUUCUGAGCCUCCUGUUGGUGCUGAAAAUGCUGGUAUUGGUUAUAGAACGGCUGUGGGAACUGCAAGAAUGAAAAUUGGGAGGUGGCUUCAAGAACUUCAAAGACUUCGGCAAGCUAGAAAAGAAGGAGCUGCAAGUAUAGGGUUAAUAAUUGCAGAAAUGAUCAAGUAUUUGGAGGGAAAAGACCCUGAGCUGCAAGCUUCUCGGCAAGCUGGUUUACUUGAUUUUAUUGCUUCUGCCUUGCCUGCUUCUCAUACAUCAAAACCUGAAGCUUGCCAGGUGACAAUACACCUUUUGAAGCUUCUCAGGGUGGUUCUAUCUGUGGCUGCAAACAGGAGCUAUUUUCUUGCACAGAACCUUUUACCCCCAAUCAUCCCAAUGCUAUCAGCUGCGCUUGAGAACUAUAUAAAGAUUGCAGCCUCUUUAAAUGUGCCGGGUAAUAGUAACUUUCCAUCGAGUAAAACAUCAACUGAAAAUUUUGAAUCGAUCUCUGAAGUACUAGAUGGUUUUUUAUGGACUGUUACGACAAUACUUGGACAUAUAAGCAGUGAUGAAAGACAACUCCAAAUGCGGGAUGGUUUGUUGGAGCUACUGGUUGCCUACCAAGUUAUUCACCGGCUGCGGGAUCUCUUUGCACUUUAUGAUCGGCCACAGGUGGAAGGCUCACCUUUUCCUUCUUCUAUUCUCUUAAGCAUCUAUAUGUUGGUGGUUUUAACAUCCCGACCUCAGACUGAUAGUUCCAUUGACUGGGAAUCUUGUCUUAGUGAAGUGGUUUUAGGAAAUAAGAGUGAUGAGGCUACACUUUUAGACUCUGUUGAUUCUGGAUAUUUUUCUGUAACUAACUUUUGUGGGGAUUAUAGGCCUCCAUUAUCAGUGCUAAAUGGUAGCACGGUUGUAUAUCUUCCAGAUGUACCAGAGGAUAGACCAUUAGAUGAAUUGUCUGAGAUAACUAAAAAAAAUGUGUCAGUAUCCAUGGGCAAGGACGCUGAAAAGGAGCAGAAUGACAGUUCAGUUGAGGUGUAUAAGACCAACACUGACAAGACAGAUGCUCCAGAUGAACCUCAAAUUCAUGAGAUUGUGGAGCCUUUUGCAGGUCUUAAGGAUGAGAAACACUCGGUCACUGCAGAACAAAAGAGUGAAAACGUUUUGAGAUUGGAUCAACCAUUGUCUUUUCUUCUUUCUGCAAUAUCCGAAACGGGUCUUGUCAGUCUCCCUUCUUUGUUAACAGCUGUGCUACUGCAGGCCAACAAUAGAUUGUCCAACGAACAGGCCUCAUAUGUCCUUCCGUCUAAUUUUGAAGAAGUGGCAACUGGUGUGCUGAAGGUACUGAACAAUUUGGCUAUUUUGGACCUCAAAUUUAUGCAAAGAAUGCUGGCAAGGUCAGACCUGAAGAUGGAAUUCUUCCAUUUGACGAGUUUCCUUCUCUCCCAUUGCACCAGCAAGUGGAAAGUAGCCAAUGAUCAGGUUGGUUUGCUUCUACUUGAAUCUCUAUUGCUUCUUAGUCACUUUGCAUUGUUCCACCCCGAGAAUCAAGCUGUCUUGCGAUGGGGAAAGAGUCCUACUGUCCUUCACAAGGUGUGCGAUCUUCCUUUUGUGUUCUUCAGCGACCCCGAUUUAAUGCCUGUCUUGGCUGGAACACUUGUUGCUGCCUGUUACGGGUCUGAGCAGAACAAGGGUGUGGUUCAGCUAGAAAUCAGUAUAGAUAUGCUACUUUCCUUGUUAAGAUCUUGCAGAAAUGUUUUGCCUUCUGUUCAGUCCAAUUUAACUUCAGACAAUUCAAUGGGGGACGAUUCUAGUGAAAUUAAUCUGCCGGGUCCUGAAUGUAAAAAACCUCAAGUGGAGAGUCCCCUAAGGUUUAGCCGCAACAAUGCCAGGAGUGCUAGAGCUUACCUCGGAAAAGCUGGUGGUUUGGUAAACAGCAUUAGAAAUGGCAAGAUGAGGAACCAAAGAGAUGGGAAAACAACGAAGGCGAGUGAAGAAAUGGCUCUAAAGCAAAACCUACCUGCUUCAGAAACUAACACUGUUAUGCUGUACAGUAGAUUCCCUAGUAGCUUCAUUGAUAGAGCAGAGCGUUUCUUUUCAGCUGGCAGCCUCAAUGAGGGUGAUGAAGCAUGAGUUCACCUGCGAUCGAGCUCUAUUUUUCUGACGGACAUGUUCUUCUGUGCGCACCCAAAAUUUUCUGAGGCCUGUUUAGAUAUUAUUCUAAUCUGAAUUUCUCACAGGACUCUGGAGCUUCCACUGAAGCUGAUUGAGGCAGGAAGCACAUUUCACGUUGAGAUUUAAAAUUUUCCCAACAGCCGGGGUGGACAAAUUUGCUGUCAGACCGAACGCAAGAUGCUAGUUGGCAUUUUCCUUCAUCUACAGGUUUUCUAAAUCUGAUAUUUACAGCUUUAUCUUGAAACAAAUAGGAUGCACGAUGGCGAAUGUCAAGACAGGACAGGACAACCGGACAACCCUAUCUCCUUGAGUAGCAAGGAAUGCUCAGUUUACAGAUACUUCUAUCAAAAUAUUAAUUACAACUAUUUGUACAGCUGAAAUACAGGUGGAUUGGUUGGAUGACACCUGAACUGGAUUCUGCUUGCAGAUGCUUCACACUACAGGAAUCAUCCUCCAGAGAAGCCACAAGGGAACUGCUAAAAGAUGAUAGACUAAAAUGGCAAAAUUUCUCUAAAAAAUUUAGUCAUAACUGUUCAAACAUUGUACAAAACUCAUCUAGCAUGAAUGGGAGCAUAUUCAAACUAGAUGCUGCUAGCAAGUUGCUUUUACAACGUACGAAUCUUCUUACUUA